Molecule: messenger RNA, 2037 nt
Organism: Oryza sativa Japonica Group (Japanese rice)
Lineage: Eukaryota; Viridiplantae; Streptophyta; Magnoliopsida; Poales; Poaceae
Source: RefSeq, a predicted model, not a curated record
AGCUUGGCCUCCUUUGGUACGGUGUAACACCUAACACCGCAGGCACCAUUGCUUCCUUCCUUUCCUAGCUACUUCGAUAGCUAGCUAGCUCUCUUCCCCUUUCUUGCCAUCCAUCUUCAUAUAUCUAUCUCUCUAUACUACCUAGUUUCUUGUCAGUUGUCACACAAACACAUAUAUACACCGAGAAAUUUGUGAGCAAAAUGGUUGGCACAAUGGAUGAAGCGAGGAUCAUUGAAUAUUUCAAGAACAAGAGCAUCCUCAUCACUGGAUCAACAGGCUUUCUUGGAAAGAUACUGGUGGAGAAGAUACUGAGGGUUCAGCCUGAUGUCAGGAAGAUCUAUCUCCCUGUGAGAGCGGUGGAUGCAGCUACAGCUAAGCAACGGAUGCAGACUGAGGUGAUAGGGAAGGAGCUGUUUGGGCUUCUGAAGGAGCAGCAUGGCAAGGGGUUUCAGUCUUUCAUCGAUGAAAAGGUAGUUCCAUUGGCUGCAGACAUGAUGCAUCAGAACCUGGGCCUCGAGGAAUCCACCUUGCAAGAGCUCGCCAAGGACCUUAACAUCAUCGUCAAUGGAGCUGCCACCACCAACUUCUACGAAAGGUACGACGUGGCUCUGGAUGUGAACGUGAUGGGGGUGAAGUACCUGUGCCAGCUUGCCAAGAAGUGUGCCAAUCUCGAGGUGUUCCUCCAUGUCUCCACAGCGUACGUGUGUGGCGAGAGGUCCGGGGUGGUGCAGGAGAGGGCGUUGAGGGAGGGGGAGACGCUGCGGGAGGGGACGUACCUGGACAUCGAGACGGAGCUGCGGCUGGUGGGCGAGCAGAGGCAGCAGCUGGAGGACGCCGGCGACGCCAAGGCGGAGAGGAAGGCGAUGAAGGAUCUGGGUUUAGCCAGGGCGCGCCACUUCGGGUGGCCCAACACCUACGUGUUCACCAAGGCCAUGGGGGAGAUGAUGCUUCAGGAGCAGCUGGUCGCCGGCGCCGGCCGCCGCCACGGGAUCCCCGUGGUGAUCGCCCGCCCCAGCAUCAUCACCAGCGUCCACAGGGACCCUCUCCCCGGCUGGAUCGAGGGCACCCGCACCAUCGACGCCAUCAUCAUCGGCUACGCCAAGCAGAGCCUCUCCUGCUUCCUCGCCGACCUCGACCUCAUCAUGGACGUAGUGCCUGGUGACCUGGUGGUGAACGCGAUGAUGGCGGCGAUGGUGGCGCACUCGAGGGGGUCAUCGUCGGAGAUGGCGGUGUACCACGUGACGUCGUCGAUGCGGCACCCGGCGGCGUACGCGGUGCUGUACCGGACGGGGUGGCGCUACUUCCUGGAGAACCCUAGGGUGGGGAAGGACGGGGUGGCGGUGCGCACGCGGCCCGUCUACUUCUUCCGCACCAUCGCCUCCUUCAGGGCGUUCAUGGCGGUGGCCUACGCGCUCCCCCUCCAGCUCCUCCGCCUCCUCUCCCUCCUCUGCUUCGGCCUCCUCUUCGCCCGCCGCUACGCCGACCUCUCCCGCAAGUACUCCUUCGUCAUGCAGCUCGUCGACCUCUACGGCCCCUUCGCCCUCUUCAAGGCCUGCUUCGACGACCUCAACAUGGAGAAGCUUCGGCUGUCCAUGGCCACGCCGCCGUCGUCCGCCGCCGCCGCCCUCUUCAACCUCGACCCCAAGAACAUCGACUGGGACGACUACUUCUACAGGAUCCACAUCCCCGGCGUCAUGAAGUACGUCCUCAACAAGUGAUCCAUUCCAUCCAUCCAUCAUACGUAAGAUUAUUGUUCUUCUUCUACCUGGCUGCUGCUGCUUACAAUGAAGAAGCUAGCUAGCUAGCUGAUUGUAUACUCGAUCCAUCCAUCCAUCCAACAUUAUUGAUUGAUCACCGUACCGUACGUACGUGUUAAGUUAUGCUUAUAAUUCAUCACAGAAUCGAUUUAUAAGCUUCUGCUGCUAGUGGUGGUGAGGUAUUUUAUUUAUUGUUGAAACAAAUCAAGUCAUCUUGUUAAACAUUUCUCUUAUUAUUAAUUAAGAUUGCUCUUGGUCGAUAACAUCGAUCCAUACUCUU